Messenger RNA from Oppiella nova, 1857 nucleotides. Lineage: Eukaryota; Metazoa; Arthropoda; Arachnida; Sarcoptiformes; Oppiidae. The record is from the annotation of a GenBank genome assembly.
AUGUCUCAUCACAUGCACCACCAGAUAAUACUCAUCGCCCAACAGUUGGCCACAGCGUUGGCCUCUUCGGGCUCUAGUCUUAAACUACUGCCACUAAUACCCGUCUUCUUAGUAAUUAUCCUAAAGUCUCAAAUGAAUCACGAGUUGUAUAUUAAGCGCAACGUAUGGCACGACGAGUACGACUAUGUGGUGAUAGGCGCCGGUACUGCCGGCUCCAUAAUGGCCGCCCGGCUCUCGGAGGACCCGCACGUCAGUGUACUACUACUGGAGGCGGGAAAGGCUGAGAAUAUCAUAUCCGACGUACCCAUGAAUAGCCUGAACCUCCAGCGCACACCUAUGGACUGGUCCUUCGAGACCAUACCCCAGAAGAAAGCCUGCCUGGGUAUGAAUGGUAGGGUAUCCCUGUGGCCCAGGGGUAAAGUGAUGGGCGGCACCUCCACCAUCAACACAAUGGUCUACUGCAGGGGUAAUAAGCGUGACUACGACCUGUGGUCAUCUAACGGUGCGCUGGGCUGGUCGUGGCCGGAGGUGUUCCCCUAUUUCGUGAAGUCUGAGGACAAUAGAGACCCCCAUGUGGUGGCCAACGGCUAUCACGGUGUGGGCGGACCCAUGACUGUCACCACUUUGAAUAACCCGCGGGUUAUGUCUAAUGUGUUUCUGAGUGCCGCGCAGCACAUGGAUAUACCUAUCGGUGACAUCAACGGUGAGACUCAGUCGGUGUUCACAAUACCGCAGAUUAAUACCAGGGAUGGUAUGCGGUUGUCGGUGGCGAAGGCUUAUAUCGAGCCCCUGGCGGGCCGUAAGAAUUUACAUGUUUUGAGCAAAUCCUAUGUCACAAAAAUACUGUUUGAUGACCACAAGAGGGCCGUUGGGGUCCAGUUUGACCGACUGUUCAAGAGUUAUACGGUUAGGGCCCGAAAGGAAGUUAUUUUAUCUGCCGGUGCUAUCAAUUCGCCGAAAAUACUCAUGCUUUCAGGGAUCGGACCGAAAGCACACCUAAAAUCUUUGGGCAUACCUGUGAUAUCAAACAUCAGGGUCGGUGACAAUCUUCAGGAGCACGUGUCCAGCGGUGUCUUCUUCACCGUCAACGAGACAAUUGGCAUCAAUUGGUUGACUGAGUCACAGCCCGGGUAUAUAAUGGAGUACUUCCUGUUCCGCAAGAAUAAUUUGGCCAAAAAUAUAGACGAGGGAACGGGUUAUAUAAAAACCAAAUACAACUACCCGUUGGACGACUGGCCCGAUAUACAGCUUUUUAUGCUACCAGGCUCGCUAACCACCGAUUUAGGGCUGAGGUUACAGAAAAUACAGGGCAUCAAGAAAUCCGUUUGGAAACAGUUCUUCAAACCGUACGUCGGUUUCAAUACAUUCACGAUCUAUGCGGUGGUAAUGCGACCCAAAUCGAGGGGGUGGGUGCGCCUCGCAUCGCGGGACCCCUACUCUCAGCCCCUCAUCGAUCCCAAGUAUUUCGACGAUGACCAGGACCUCAACGUGUUGGUGGAGGGAAUGAAAGCGGCCUACCGUAUGGCGCAGACCCCACCCAUGCAACGGUUCAACGCCCAGCCCUUCCAGACGGUGAUGCCCGGGUGCGAGCCCUACAAACUCUAUUCGGACCAGUACUUCCAGUGCGUGGCCAGGGUUUACACCACCAUAGGGUGGCACCCGUGCGGCACCUGUAAGAUGGGUCCCAAGUCUGACCCGACAGCCGUCGUGGACACGGAGUUGAGGGUUAGGGGUGUGAAGGGGCUGAGGGUUGUGGACGCAUCCAUAAUGCCGACUGUCAUCACCGGUAAUAUCAAUGCGCCGACGAUUAUGAUCGCCGAGAAAAUUUCUGAUCAUAUGAAGGGUCGACGACUUAAG